Messenger RNA from Anolis sagrei ordinatus, 5366 nucleotides. It is a transcript of the gene LRATD2, whose product is annotated as LRAT domain containing 2. The record is from RefSeq and is a predicted model, not a curated record. Lineage: Eukaryota; Metazoa; Chordata; Lepidosauria; Squamata; Anolidae.
GGAGGAGAAAGAGAGAGGAGGAAGGGAUGGCGGGGCGGAUCAGGUGACAGCGGCGUCGGCAGCAGGGCAGGAGCAGCACCUGGGCUCGGGCUGGUGGUGUGUUCCGAGGCGGAGGCGGCCGGCCAGCAGGCAUGGGGAACCAAGUGGAGAAGCUGACCCACUUAAACUACAAGGAGGUUCCCACAACUGACCCGACGGGCAUGGACAAAGAUGAGGGACCCAGGAUUGGCGUCUCCUACAUAUUCUCCAAUGAUGACGAUGAUGUGGAGCCCCAACAGAAUGCAGUGGUUCCAGACAUCGGUGGAGAGCAUCCCACAUCGCAACCAUAUGACCCUCAGUUGCAUGAAGUAGAAUGUUCCAUCUAUUACCGCGAUGAGUGCAUUUAUCAGAAAAGCUUUUCUGUCGAGGAUGAGGCAGAUGGAGGCCGAGGCAGCCAUCUCGCCACGUACACCCCAGAAAAUCUGUUGAACAAGUGCAAACCUGGCGAUUUGGUGGAGUUUGUGUGCCAGUCCCAGUAUCCCCACUGGGUGGUAUAUGUAGGGGAUUUCCAGGUGGUCCAUCUACAUAGGUUGGAAAUAGUGAACAGCUUUCUAACAGAUGCCAGCCAGGGUCGGAGGGGGCGUAUUGCAAACCAACUGUACCAUUACAAAUCUCUUAGUCCGGCCACUGUGGUGCGGAACGCCCUGGAUCAAGUGGGCUGCAAGGACCGGGAUCUCAGUUGGAGGAACUCUGAGUGUUUUGCUGCCUGGUGCCGUUACGGCAAGCGCGAGUUCAAAAUCGGUGGUGAGCUGCGCAUAGGCAAGCAACCCUACCGGUUGCAGAUCCAGCUGGGAGAGAAACGCAGCCACACCCUGGAGUUUCAGAGCCUGGAGGAUCUUAUUAUGGAGAAGAGACGGAACGACCAGAUAGGGAAGGCUGCUGUCAUCCAAGAACUGUCCAGCCACCUGCAAGCAACUGAACCAGAACAGGACGACGGCCAUAACAAUGAGCCAGGUGCCCGGACUGUGGCAGAAUAGCGGCGGCUCUUGCACAACUGGGCUGCUUAGCCUGGGUGAUGGGGAUUAAAACUGAAGGCAGCGAAAUUGAGCUGUUAUAAGCCCUUUGGGCUGCUUUGGUGCAGCUCCACUCCAAUCACAUGUGAAGGGAAGGGGGAAAGCUGAUUAUUAAGUGUCAGUGCUUUAGCACUUAACCCCUUCUGUGCUCAGCAGAACCAGCAACGUUAAUUGUUGAGGGUUAAAACUCAGGGAGCUCUUCAUAACUCUCUGUUUAUGCAUAUGUUCUCCCCACCCAGACCCUCUUCACCUCCCCCAACUUCUCCUGCUGCAAAUUGGAUGAGUCCUAGCAGCUCUCGACUACAUAAUUAAAUUGCCUAGCUGGGAAGUUCCCCCUUUGCUGUUCUGUCCUCCCUCCUUCCUUUUUUACUUUGCAUUGGCAUUUCUGGAAUCUAUUUACUUAAGUUUAUUGGCUGUGACCUCUAUGGGGACCUUCCAGCUGGUGCCCCCCCCCCUUCCAAGGAUUUAAUGGCUAAAACACUGUUAACGUUUUGUAAUUGGGUUGGCCUGUUUACACUGGCUGCUUUUAAUAAUGUGAAACAACUUAGGCAGAUAUGAAGGUGUUGUGUUUCCUCUCUGUGGUUUUUCUGAAAGCAUAGGAACUGCUGGAGUUCCACCUCUGGCUUCUUAUGAGGGAUCUAAAAUCUUUUAGCAGAGGAAAGGUUGCAACUAUUGGUGGGAAUGAACUGCCACUUCUUGUUCAGCUGUGUUCACAAGAAGUGGUUUCAACUUCCCUUUGGGUGCCACUGUAAUAAUUGGUGCAGUUUCAUUUGAUUACUGUAAAGAUGGGUCGAACCAUAUCCACCAGCUUCACUAUAUUUUGCAAGCAGAUUGGAAGUUAUUUGAGAUGGCAGGACUAGGGAGGUGAGGGAAAGAGUUGAGCCCACAUUGGCACCACUGGUUAUAGCCACAUCGAUUUGUUUCAAAUCCAAGUACUGCUUGGGCACAUCUUAAGUUACUGCAAAACGGGAUUUCAUUCUAAACCAGCUUAAUAGCUUUGUGUCUUCAAAGAAUGCUAGGAAAUGACUACUCAUUUUGAGGAUCUUUUAGACUUUGUAUAGUACCAACAUUUCUGAUGACUCACCAAAGUGAAGCGGGUUGGUAGUGCAAUAGUAUCCUGAUUUAACUAAUCUGAGGUUCUUGAUUAAUGUGAAACAAGGUGACACUGCAAAGCACAUGCCCCUUUUAGCUUGUGGAGGAGCAGUGUGAGCUAUUCCAAUAAAACACAAGACUGGCCACUUCAUCACACUAGAGGAAAAAAAACCACUUAAAAUUCACUUUCUGCCUUUUGCAGAAUGCUGGGGUUUGUAGUUUAGUGGAGCUGUUAAAGGCUCCUCCCUAAACUACAAACCCCAGAAUUCUGCAGGAGGCAGAAACUGGAUUUAAAGUGGAUUUUUUUCUUCUAGUGUGAUGAGGCCCAGACUUUCCACUACAUAGCAAGGACUGUCCAUGCUUGUUGAGGAGUCCACAAAGUGCAUGCUUUCUGAGCACAGAUCUGUAAGGCUUAGGACUGAUCGGUGCAAACAAGGGCAGCCAUGCCUUCUGGGGAAGCUUAGGUAACCAAAGCCCAAGUUGCUCAGUGGGGAUAGACUCCCAGGAGACUGACUGUAGAGGCAGAAACUAGGCACGGGACAGGGCUUGAGCUCCCUGACCACUAAUAGCUUCAAGAGAGGUUGCUUGGCCGACUCUGUAUAGACUCUCACUAGCAUCUCUUUGGUCUCCUAGGAAUCCUGUUCUAGCCAAUAGGGCCACAGCUCUUUAUUCAAGGUUGUACACUCACCAAAGGGUUGAGGCUUCUGCCUUCUAAAGCCACAAGCGAAACAGUCUCUUGAAGAGCUACCAAAAGGAAUCUCAGAGGAAGUUAGCUCAAAACAAGCCUGAGUAUGAUGGUCGUCCAACUGUGGUUAAUUUGAAAGAAAAAUGUUGAAUAGAGGAUUGAGAAUGCAAUUCAGGUUACUUUUGUAUGAAGCAGUUGUUUAAUUUAAAUUAGGGAAGUUCUGCCUUCACCUGUGACAAGUGGAUUCCUCCUGAAGCCUUUCUUCUUGUCAAGCGAUAUUGUUGGAGGAAGAAAGAGGGAGCAGUUGUUCUCCUUUUGGCAGUAGAUUUGAUUAGAAGCUGUUUGACUAGUCUUGUCAACAGCUCGCGCUUGUGGAAUGAGAGUGAUGCAAGGCUUCCUUCGUUGUGUUUAUUUGAGCAUGACUUCUGGUAGUACAAUUGGGAAGGCCCUCGCUCGGUGGAAAAAACUCUCAUUUCAUUGAGGCUUAGGUCUGAGCCAUGUGUGAUGGAUUGCUUUUUGGUUGUUGGUUGAGUUUCUUGUUCUGGUUUUCAGUGAAUAGAAAUGUCAGCGUGCCUGUCUCUCUCUGUAUACAUGUUCUUCUCUUCACCUGAAUAGGCUGUUGACUUUCCCACUCUGAAUAAUAGCUGAUUUUGUGUAUGAGCCUAGGGUGAGAAGUAAGCAGAGGAAAUUAGUAUUUGGAAGCAAGGUGUUCAGAGUAAUUAAGCAGAAUAUUAGAAAUAUACUUAUUCAUUUUUGUUUUUACCAUCAUCUGUUGCCUGCAGUGUUGUUUACUUCACUGCCUGAUGCAGAAAAUGUAGUGCUUCUGUAUUGCAAAAUGGUUUUCAACUGUGAUUCUUGGUGUAAGUUGAAGCAAGUCCUAAUACCAGUAUGAGGUAUUCCUGGGGAAGUCAACAAGUCUACUUCAGAGUAAAUUCCUUCAGGACUAUGACUUGUCUGAAAUAGAAAUGAGUUCCAGCUAUUCUUAUGCUUGUUAUGAUUCUUAAAUGGAAUGUGUAGCAUAUGAGAAAUGGUUGGUGGUGAGAUGUCUCCUCUUGCUCCUUUUCAUCAAUUCUUUGGGUAGGUGGUCUCAGUUCAGUUAGGAUUACACAGAUUAAUUAGCCACUUAAGUCAAAUAAUUUCCAGAGUCUGAUAGUAACUCUUAAACCUUUCUCAAAGCAUUCAGAUUGAGGUUAGUGGUCCUACUCAAAGCAAGUGACUACUUCCAGAUGGGUCCUUAAUCUACUACUUCCAGAUAUAUACUACAAUCUGUAUGUGGAGAUGAAUUAAAUGUUAAGUCUUGUGCAGGACCGUUCCCCUUAAGAAUAGAUGUGGGGUUGUCACAUGAUUCCUUCUCCACAAAGAAAAAAAAAUCUCUCCUGUUCCUAGAAACGUGUAUUCCAGAAAUAAAUGCUACAUGAAGCCUGCAAUAAUGUCCUUAUGUGUACAGCAUUAGUACUGUAGAUACCCUUGGGGCACUUAGGCAUGUGACUUUGUUUUUCUCCUUCACCUGUUGCACCUUUAGCUUAGAAGUAAUACAAUCCUAGGAAAGCCUUGCUGCUUUGUUUUGCUGGCUUAUAGAAUCCAUGAACCUCAUAAUCAUCUAAUUGUUGAACUUCAAGGAAAAUCAGGCUUUACAUCAGGAACUUGGGUUUAACCAUGUUUUAGCCAUAUUCUUUUUAGGCAGGAGACAGAUAUCAGUACAGAAAUUGCUGCUGGGCUUCUCUAUUUUAAGAUCCUUUCAUGGAAGGAACCAUGUGCUGGAAAACAUGGGUUGGGCUGAAAGCACCAUACAAAUAUGCAUUUUGCAUAAUGUGCUUCCAGAUAUAAUAGUCAUGAAAGAGGCAUGCACCAUUGGGCCUUUCAAAAUGAAAUUUGAACAUGUCUAGGGUUCUCUCAGCACACUGACUCAGUACUACUGCCAGUGGCAUAUUUCGACAUAGUUUCUUUAAAGUAAUAUGAAUACAAGCCGUGUCUCUGUGUUGUGUGAAGAAGAGAACUGUAGGUGAGCCUUUCUCCUAUGCAUAUCCCUUGGGAAUAGAUGGGGGCUUGUUGUGAGCAGCGUUUCAGUAGUUUCCUAGGAUGUGCCCAAGCAGAAUGGAGGAAUCCAGAAAUCAGUGGAUGGCUUCGCUUAGUGGAAUAAUAUGUUUCAGGAUGUCCUAAUAAAAGAUAUAUGAUUCAGAGGUGAAAAUUCUGGGUGGCACAUACUUAUGUUGUAUCUUGUAUUUAGUUGCAAAGGUAACAACUAAUUGGAGGCAGAUUAAAGAAGGCAGAACACAGUGGUGGGAAUGUGAAUAUGUGUAUUCAAGAGUAUUCAUUCUCAGGCUUCCCUGGGGCUCUUGGCUGAAUGGUUUUUUCCCCCACGGGAUGCUGUAAAAUAAUGGAGGAGGGAGAGACAAUCACCAGGCAGAAGAAGUAGCUACCAUGGACUCCUCUUCUUCAGGUGUCUACCCUUUGCCUCUUUACUUAAUGGAAAAGGUAUCUUUGAUUUGUAGUCUAGGAUCCUCUUGGGUUGAGUACUCUCAUGAAGCCAAGGAAUC